Molecule: messenger RNA, 2416 nt
Organism: Scylla paramamosain (green mud crab)
Lineage: Eukaryota; Metazoa; Arthropoda; Malacostraca; Decapoda; Portunidae
Product: spermidine/spermine N(1)-acetyltransferase-like protein 1
Exons: 4
Coding region: 999-1346 (115 amino acids)
Source: RefSeq, a predicted model, not a curated record
AGCGGGUUAGAGCAUCAGUCCCUCAGUGAAAGAGGUGCAAGAAGGAGCUCCCACGACUCUCCUCACUACCGCUACUCCCACACGAGGAUACACUAAAGGCAGACACACUCGUCACUCGUGCAUCAUGAAGGUUCUCGCCGUGUUUCUGUUCGUCGCCGCUGCCCUCGCCGCCCCGCAAGGAGUGGAGAUCGAGGAAGCAGCCGAGGUUGUCCCCGGCAAGACAGUGCCUGACGGGGAGGGAGGAGAGGAGGGCUUUGUGUUCAUCUUGCCGCGCUGGAACCCCUUCAGGAACAUCUUCAGGAACAUCUUCUCCAACCAGCCCAGCGUGCCAGACUCGGAGGGCGGCGGUGGUAUUCGAUGGCCCUGAAGAUCCCAACGGGCGCCGCGGCAUUUUCUCCCUCAUCGACUCCAUCUUCGGCCUGGUGCCCACGCCCUCAGAUAACGCCACUGUCACCUUCAGGAACUCAUCCAUCGAGGUGAUCAACAUUGGCGGCGUGCCCAUGCAGGUGAACAGGACCAUCGUGGAGCACACUGACCCCCAACGGCUCCGUGUUCCGCCGCGUGGACCAGAGGAUUCUCGGCCCUUACGACAACGCCACUGACGCCGCCACCACUGACGCCGCUGUUCCCGACGUGCAGGACGACGCCAAUGAGAUUGAAGAUUUUGGGGCCCAGACUCAUAAGAUGCACCACCUGCAGAAGCGUUGGAUCCACCUCCUGAAGGACGCCCUCGAGAGAUUCAAGAACAAGCGAGCCCCUUCCAACAACUACUUAGAGGAGGAGGAGGAGGGAGAGGAACGCAUCCCGGAAACCAAUAACAACCUUGUGCCAAUUAGAAACGAGGAUGAUAUUGCCGUGUGAACUACAUUAGCGGUCCUCUUCCAGUGAACCCCGAUGCUGAAAUCUUUGAUCCUGAGCUGGUGAGGGAAAGUGAGAGGAGGUUUUGGGAGAGUCGAGGCAAUUCUGCAGUGUCCCGGCCCCUCAGAUCCCAGCCAAUCAUGUCCCAGCCUCUCAGAUCCCAGCCAAUCAUGUCCCAGCCUCUCAGAUCCCAACCAAUCAUGUCCCAGCCUCUCAGAUCCCAACCAAUCAUGUCCCAGCCUCUCAGAUCCCAGCCAAUCAUGUCCCAGCCUCUCAGAUCCCAACCAAUCAUGUCCCAGCCUCUCAGAUCCCAGCCAAUCAUGUCCCAGCCUCUCAGAUCCCAGCCAAUCAUGUCCCAGCCUCUCAGAUCCCAGCCAAUCAUGUCCCAGCCUCUCAGAUCCCAGCCAAUCAUGUCCCAGCCCCUCAGAUCUGUGCCCCUGGCUUCCAAUAGGACAAGGCCUCCCAGAAGUACCCCUGUCAGGUUAUAAGUUGUUUUUGUUUACAUUAAUUUUCACUCAUAGUUCAUUAGUCAUGCAUCAGUUACAGUCACCGUGAAGAAAAUUGUUGUCAUCUUGCUUUUUUCGAGUCUCAUGAUUAUCUAUUUGUUUUUUUUGUUUUUGUUUUAAUGUGUUGUUUUAUUUGAUUUAUUUUUUUCGUUCGUUAGAGCAGCUUUUGUUUGAUUUAUUUAUUUGCUAUCUUUUUUUUUUUUUUCAUGUGUGUGUGUGUGUGUGUGUGUGUGUGUGUGUGUGUGUGUGUGUGUGUGUGUGUGUGUGUGUGUGUGUCAUCCGUCGUAAAAUAACUUAACAAAUAAAAGGUACUCAACAAAUAAUCAAAACACAACAACAACAACAACCAACAACAACAACAACAACAACAACAACAACAACGACAAUUCAUCACCCAUAACACACACACACACACACACACACACACACACACACACACACAAACACACAUACGUACUAAGAACAAGAACACAAUCACCUCACCCCAAACAACAACAAAAACAACAAAAACAACAAAAACAAAACAAAACAAAACAUAUCACUUUCCACAACACAAAAGUACUCCGUCACAAAACCAAAAGAAAAAGAAGUAAGGGAACUGUGCCAAAGUGUGCCAAAAAUGUGCCAAAGAGGUUUUAUGUAUUGUGAGUGUUGAACAAAUACGAGUACACAAGAUUUUGCCAAAGCCCAAAUGUGUCGAUUAAAUUUAAGUCAAAGCAUUAAUAUUCUACUUUUUUUUAUUUUUCUACUUUUUUUCUACUUUGUUCCACUUUGUUCUACUUUUGCUCUACCUAAACUACAGCAUUAAUUGUAUACUUUUCGUACCUUUUCUAUUUUUCUACUUAAAUUAUAGCAUUAAUCUACUAUUUUGUACUUUUAUUUAAGUGAGAGCAAAUUAUUACCAGCAAGAAAAGGAAAAAAAAAAAAAAAAUACAAUGCUCUUAAUAUUCCCCCAUUUGCAGAUAUAGAGGAUAUGUUAUGUAGGAACUGAUAAGGUUUUAUACUUCAUAUUUUUAUACUUUUGUGUACGAAUAAACACACAUCUUGUUUAA